AGAGAAGCAUCUCUCGUUCUCUCUCUCUCUCUCUACAGUCCCGGUGGUACCGUGUAAAGGCACACUCUAACUAACGGCAAUAGGCUACUGCUACAGCCCGAGGAUCUGCCCGAGUACAAAGGGAGUUGACUUACUUUGCAUUGACAGCAGAACUGAGUUCCGUCCCUACGUAGACUAAGGAGCCUACGAGAUUCUUCUCAGGUUUCAGACUGCAAGCGCACCUGGAUAAACCCGAGAGCUUCUCCAGCCGAAAACAGAAGACAACGCGAGGCCAGCAUAGUUUGCUGCUGAAGGAAGCGUUCAGAAUAUGAUUCUCCAACGGCACUUGGUGUUCCUCCUGUAUAGCUUCUGUGGAAUCGCCUCGAAAGUGGGAGCAACCACUAAAACCAAAGGCAAAGGGUUGUCGGGCCAGUUCCCCCUGACCCAGAAUGUGACGGUGACAGAGGGGGGUACGGCCAACAUGACCUGCAGAGUGGAGUACAAUGACCAGACCUCCCUCCAGUGGUCAAACCCGGCACAGCAGACACUCUUCUUCGGGGACAAGAAAGCCUUGAGGGACAACCGGAUCGAGCUGGUUCGGGCAACGUGGGCGGAGCUUACCAUCAGCAUCAGUGACAUCAGCCUAUCAGACGAGGGCCAGUACACAUGCUCCCUGUUCACCAUGCCUGUCAAGACCACCAAGGCCUUCCUCACUGUACUGGGAGUCCCAGAGCGACCAGAGAUCACAGGGUUCACUAAGCCAGCCAUGGAGGGAGAUGAGAUCACUCUGAUCUGCACCACAUCUGGCAGCAAGCCUGCGGCACACAUCCGCUGGUUCAGAAACGACAAGGAAGUAACAGGCACUAAGGAGGUCAACGCCACAGGGAAGUCAUUCACAGUGAAGAGCACUCUGCAGCUGCAGGUGGAUCAGAGUGAUGACGGGGUGGCCUAUACCUGCAGUGUGGAGCACGUGUCUCUUUCUUCCAACCCUUACCAGGUCACAGAGGUCCUGGAGGUCCAUUACGCACCCCAUGUGGAGAUUUCCCACUCCGUGAUCAUCCCUCAGGAAGGACAGUACUUUAAACUGGAGUGUGUCUCCAAAGGGAACCCACUACCAGAGCCAGUGUUGUGGUCUAAAGAUGGAGGGGAGCUGCCUGAUAUAGAGAGGAUGAUCGUAGAGGGCAGGGAACUCACCAUCACCGCCCUCAACAAGACAGACAACGGAACGUAUCGCUGUGAGGCCAGUAACUACCUGGGGACUAGUGGAGCUGAAUAUGUCCUGUUUGUAUACGAUCCCAAUGCACCAGGACAGCAGGACCCUGACCAUGCAUUAAUUGGAGGUGUUGUGGCUGUGGUUGUGUUCAUCACCUUGUGUUUGAUCAUAGCUCUAGGGCGGUAUCUGGCUAGGCAUAAAGGGACGUACCUAACACACGAGGCUAAAGGAUCCGAGGAUGCCCCUGACGCAGACACGGCCAUCAUCAACGCAGAGGGGAACCACGCAGCGGAGGAGAAGAAAGAGUACUUCAUUUAGAGCUUUUUCCGUUUCGUCCCGUCUCUUUUAUGUUUCCACCUCUGUUCUUCUUUCUGUCUGAUUUAUUUCUUUCACCAGAGGCAGGGGCGGACUAGGACCAGAUAUCGGCCCGGGCAUUUCAAACGCAUCAGCCCAUUUGUUUCUUUCACCAGAGGCAGGGGCGGACUAGGACCAGAUAUCGGCCCGGGCAUUUCAAACGCAUCAGCCCAUUUGUUUCUUUCACCAGAGGCAGGGGCGGACUAGGACCAGAUAUCGGCCCGGGCAUUUCAAACGCAUCAGCCCAUUUGUUUCCUUGAGGCACCCACUAUUAAGCAAAUUUUUUUUCUGGCCCACUGGCAUUUGCCAGAAUUGCCCUAUGUCCGGUCCAUCUCUGCCAGUCGACCAACACAGUCUGCAGUUGGCUCAGUGCUGCUGGGGCAGGAACCAGUUCUUAGUCCCCUCCACUCCUCUCCCGAAAGAGAAAGCUCAAGUUUGGUUUUACUGGUCGGUUUUAACAAGCAAAUCGAUAAAAAUGCUGCCUUGUUUUUACUGCAAGUGUACUCCGCUACUUGUACUCAGUGUUUGAAAAAGAGCAGAUCCUGUUUCAUUCAGGUUUUUAACACUUUGUUAAUUGUCAUGUUUUGUUUGACAUUUCCUAAAUAUACAGACCGUUUUCAAUCUGCUUCUGACAUGUUUGUUUCAACUCUUUUUGGGGGGGGGGGGAUUUUGUGUCCCCUACUCCCCUCACCAUCCCUGUUAUAUACCUUCUGCAUAUAUUUCCAACAGGAAGCGGAAAGAAAUGUGCUUCAUCUGACUCCGGAAAACAUUGGCUAUGCCGAUAAUUAUGCUUUUCAGAGAAGAAUAUGUGAAAUGUAUCAAUGUGAACGACGUGAUGGGGCUUAGUUGCAACUGUAAAAAUGGUAUUGGGUAUGAGAGGCACACAAUUAGGCUCUCAUGUUGUGGAAAACGAUGGAAGUACAAAAAAACGGAAUUAGUUCUGA
Oncorhynchus gorbuscha (pink salmon) is the source of this 2490-nucleotide messenger RNA. RefSeq names its product cell adhesion molecule 2-like. The transcript is spliced from 10 exons. The record is from RefSeq and is a predicted model, not a curated record. The coding region runs from base 308 to 1510 and encodes 400 amino acids. NCBI's taxonomy places the organism in Eukaryota, Metazoa, Chordata, Actinopteri, Salmoniformes, Salmonidae.